GAAACCCCAGUCUCCUGGCUGGAUCUCAGAAGAGCCCACAGCUAAACAAGGCCCUGCUGAACUGGCAGCCAUGAGUAAGAACGCUGAUGAGGUCAAAGGUAAGCUGCUUCAGCUGAGAUGCCACUUCACCUGGGAGCUGCUAGUUGAAGACACUGAGAUGCCCGAUUUAGAGAACAGGAUCCUGGAUGAGAUUGAGUUCCUAGACACCAAAUACAACGCGGGCAUACACAACCUGCUGGCCUACGUCCAACACCUGAAAGGCCAGACUCAGGAGGCCCUGGGGAGCCUGAAGGAAGCCGAAGACCUGAUCCAGCAGGAACACGGCGACCGAUCGGCUGUGAGAAGCCUGGUCACCUGGGGCAACUACGCCUGGCUGUAUCACCACAUGGGCAGGCUGGCGCAGGCCCAGACUUACCUGGACAGGGUGGCAAACACUUGUGAGAAGUUUGCAGCCCCCUCCUGCUACAGGCUGGACUGUCCUCAGAUGGACUGUGAGGAAGGGUGGGCCUUGCUGAAGUGUGGAGGCAAGAACUACGAGCGGGCCAAGGCCUGCUUCGAAAAGGCUCUGGCAGCGGAGCCUGAGAACCCUGAAUUCAGCACUGGGUAUGCAAUCACCAUCUAUCGGCUGGACGGCUUCAACAAAGCGACCCAGGUUAGCGACGCAUUUUGUCUGCAGCCUCUAAAAGAGGCCAUCAGGCUGAACCCAGAAGACGCGUACAUUAAGGCUCUGCUCGCCCUGAAGCUUCAGGACGUGGGCCAAGAAGCCGAAGGAGAAAAGUACGUCGAAGAGGCACUGACCAACAUGUCCUCGCAGACCUACGUCUUUCGAUACGCGGCCAAGUUUUACCGCAGGAAAGGCGCUCUGGAUAAAGCUCUUCAGCUCUUAAAGAGGGCCCUGCAGGCCACGCCCUCCUCCGCUUUCCUGCAUCACCAGAUGGGGCUUUGUUACAAGGCACACAUGAUCCAAAUCAAGAGAGCGGCAAACUGGCAGCCCAGAGGACGGGAUAGAGACAAUGUCGACAAAAUGGUAAGGUUAGCCAUAGCUCAUUUUCAAUUUGCUCUGGAACAAAAGCCCACAUUUGACAUUGCUUAUAUACACCUGGCCGGUAUGUACAUAGAAGCUGGCAACCACAGAAAAGCUGAAGACAUUUACCAAAAAUUGUUAUGUUUGAUGUCCCUCGACGAAGAAAAACAGCAAAAGGUACAUUUCCACUAUGGUCAAUUUCAGGAAUUUCAAAAGAAAUCUGAAGUCAAUGCAAUUAUCCAUUAUUUAAAAGCACUAAAAACAGAAAAGGUGUCACUGACAAGAGAUAAAUGUAUUAAUUCUUUGGAGAAACUGACUUUAAGAAGACUUUCCAGAAAUGCAUCAGACAUAGAAAGCUUGAGCAUUCUUGGGUUUAUCUACAAAGUCAAAGGCGAAAUGAAUAAAGCCCUGGAGUACUAUGAGCAGGCCCUGAGGCUGGCUGUGGACUCUGGGAACUCUGGCACCUGAUCCUGGGUGUGGAAAUAUGAACCACAUUCACAUUUUAUUUGAUUUUAGGUAAACAUGUUAACUCUAACCAUUGUUUCUGUUUGCUACUUUCAGAAACAUAUUAAGCAAUCCACUGCAGUGAUGCAAGUUUUUAACCAUUACCCAAACCUGGUAAAAUAUUGGUUCUAUUCAGAAAAUACUGAAACAGAAUAUAUACAUCUCUGUUAUGUGAGAGAGGAACCAUUUCUCUGCGAAUGUUAUAUAGUCGAAAAACCAUUUGUCGAGUAGAUUCGUAGCAAAUAAAGGCCUGGAUUUACAUAAAACAAAAAUGUUUCAUUCAUUCAUUUUAUCAACAAAUAGUUUUUGGUGUUAGAUACCAAAUAUGGUGAUGUAGCGGAGGAAAAAUCUUUUUACGCUACCCAUUUUAGGUUCAUUGGCCAGGACUCCAUAAUUAGAAUGACAAGCACAGAUUAACAAGAGAUAAACAAACAGAGAUUUAUGAAUACAUGCACCGCACACACACAGGGGAGCACCCAGUGAUGAGUAACUCAAAAGGGUGGCUAGAAAACAUAGCAUCCUGGCAAACGAACAAUGCGUUUUUAGAGAAGGGAUAAGAAAUUUUAGAGAAGGGAAAAGAACCUUGAGUUUCUAGGGUGGCAAACUGUAGGAAUGUAAAUAUUUGGGGGAGAUUAAUGGAAAACAAGGGCUAGUUGAGAAGGUUUGUUAUGGGGGCCUGGGUGGCUCAGUUAGUUGAGCGUCCAACUUCGGCUCAGGUCAUGAUCUCACAGUUGGUGAGUUCGAGCCCCGCGUCGGGCUCUGUGCUGACAGCUCAGAGCCCCAAGCCUGCUUCGGAUUCUGUGUCUCCCUCUCUCUCUGU
Molecule: messenger RNA, 2348 nt
Organism: Panthera uncia (snow leopard)
Lineage: Eukaryota; Metazoa; Chordata; Mammalia; Carnivora; Felidae
Product: interferon-induced protein with tetratricopeptide repeats 1-like
Exons: 2
Coding region: 71-1492 (473 amino acids)
Biological process (GO): defense response to virus
Cellular component (GO): cytosol
Molecular function (GO): protein binding; RNA binding
Source: RefSeq, a predicted model, not a curated record